Amoebophrya sp. A25 is the source of this 2090-nucleotide messenger RNA. NCBI's taxonomy places the organism in Eukaryota, Dinophyceae, Syndiniales, Amoebophryaceae. The record is from the annotation of a GenBank genome assembly.
GGAAGCUACAACAGUGCUAUGAUAUUAAAAAUGGACGAGUACUUAUUAAUUUUCAUAACUCCAUCGAUUUGCAAUUUUUGAUUUGUAUGUUGUAUUCUCGAGACUAAGCCUCUAUUAAUAGAGAAGAACGAAGAAUGAUGAAGUUUUGAUUUCUAUUCUCUACAUUCUUCGGCCGCCGAAAAUGACGGCGGUUGUCGAUGUGGCCGAGACAAUCGUGGAGGACGAUGGGCAGAUGUGGUAAUACAUUCCUUUGGAAGUUGACGCUUUUCCGCUCAUUUUUUUUUUCAAGCGCUUGUGUUUGUGAUCAAGAAGAAGGAGAAGAAGCACAGUGACCAUUGCUAUUCACGCUAUCAUCCUCCACAUCUAGUAGUUACAACUAAGUGUAGUUACAACUAGCACUAGAAGGUUUUCGACCGGUCUCGCCGAGAGCGAUAUCCCUGACGCGAAGGAAUGGAACGCGGAGGUGAUUCGACUUUGUAAGAAGGUCGAACAGAGUAGCGAUCCCACGUUGCCUGAAAAGCUUUAUCAUGGGGCCAAAUAUAAACGUAUGAACUCCAUUAAAGAUGUUCACUUGAAUUUUCCAUACCCCUAGUUCAAAGUCAUCUCCAACGAAAUUAGUAAUUUGUCUCGGAACAACAUUUUUAGUUACAUUGAACAUGCCCCUCCCCCUUCCUCCUCCACUCAGUUCGCUCAGUUGUCCGAACCUUGUCUCGGAACUUGUCCGCCGCAUCUGUAGCAUCGAAUGAGAGCAUUGAUGCCCAAAUCCACAACUGGCGCACCAAGGAUGGCACCCGACAGAAAUGGAUCAAGGCGUUUCAACAGAAGGAAACCCCCUUCAAAGAGAACCCGGUUUUUGAUGAUGAGCCAAAAUUGGGGGAAUACAAUUAAGAACAAGACCUAUUGAAUUCUUCAUGGCAGCUCAUAAUUGAACCACCAUUGGGGGAAUACAAGUAAGGACAAACGCCAUUUUACUAUUCGUCAUGAACGCAAGGUCGCACGCUUGCACUUCCUGAUAUUUGAGGAAAGUGCAAACUUCAACUUCCGCGACAAAAUAAUAGUUUUCCUCUAAAUUGCCGUUGUCGUGGAGCUACCAAAUGUAGAUGUCAAGACAGGCUUCGUUGCGAAUCCAAGCCGCGGCGGUGCUAAGGUACAAGACUACUCACUCGAAAUCUUGUAGUCAGAGUAUCCAUUGACUCUCGUGUAGCACUUCAGAGGCUGGCCUAAGUAGCAUUGUCCUCACUAUUGUCAUCGCCGUUGUCGUUGUCACUAUCGUCAUGCCCUCAUCCUCAUCACUCUCACCCCUGUCAUCGACGCCACCACCCACAUCGCCAGAUGAAUCUCCUAAAAGGUACAGUAGUCGUAAAAUCACCGUCCCCGUUUCCUACAUCAAUCUUCUAAAAGGUAGUAUUAGUAGUCGUAGAACAACCGUCCCCGUUUCCUACAAAAGUAAAUGUUCUAAAAGGUAGUAGUUGUAAAGUGGGGAGAGGACCUUCGAGUUUUCAAGGACGCGUGUCCCCACAAUGGGGCAAAACUAUCAGCCGGAGAGCUCUUGGACAUGGAGGACUUGCAGCCAUGUCCGAAACGACCUUUGCUGGAGCUUGGGCAACCAUAUUUCAGAAUUACGGAUCAAAGAAGGUGAAGGUGGAUCAUAAGCAUAAGCAAUUAUUACUACUUACACAUAAGUUAUUAUUAGUAUUACUACUUACUAGAUACACAUAGUUAGAAGAUGGUAAGUCUAAGCAAACACACCUGUAUUUUUAACGAAUUUGGAUUUGUCUCACCACUACUUGUUUUUAGCAGUAUUUAAGCGUCAUAAGGAAAGCUCAGUUUUUACAUUCACACGCCCAUUAUCAACUCUCUCUAAUAUCGCGGCUCCGCUAGCCCAAACGACGAGCGGCAAUGCUAUUGCCGCUGACCAAGCUUCAUCAUCCUCUGCAUCGUCCUCGUCUGCAUCGUCCUCGUCUGCUUCGUCAUCGUCUGCUUCGUCUUCCUCUGCUUCGUCAUCGUCUGCUUCAUCAUCCUCGUCUGCUUCGUCUUCCUCUGUAGCAGUGGCAGAAGGACAACCACCAGCGCAACUUAAGGCUUUAUAA